AUGUUGGGCCCUAAAGGGUCUCCAUACGAAAAGGGUUCGUUUAAGCUCAUCGUAAACAUACCAAAACGGUAUCCAUUUGAACCACCUCUUGUAAAGUUUGUAACACCAGUUUAUCAUCCAAAUAUUGACAAAGAGGGCCGAAUUUGUAUGGACAUGUUGAAAAUGCCUCCGAAAGGUGCUUGGCUUCCCACAAUCACAUUAGAAACUCUCUUAGUGUCCCUACAGACUCUGCUUGCAAAUCCCAAUCCACAUGACCCCUUAAUGAUGGAUGUGGCACAUGAAUAUAAAGUAGACAUAGAGACAUUUCAAGAAAAGGCCCGAAGAUUAACACAGAAAUACGCUACAGGGUUCCAGGGCAAAGAAAGCCAG
Messenger RNA from Iphiclides podalirius (scarce swallowtail), 369 nucleotides. Lineage: Eukaryota; Metazoa; Arthropoda; Insecta; Lepidoptera; Papilionidae. The record is from the annotation of a GenBank genome assembly.